This is a messenger RNA of Scheffersomyces coipomensis, 2562 nucleotides long. RefSeq lists its product as uncharacterized. The record is from RefSeq and is a predicted model, not a curated record. Lineage: Eukaryota; Fungi; Ascomycota; Pichiomycetes; Serinales; Debaryomycetaceae. The transcript has a single exon. Bases 1 to 2562 code for a protein of 853 amino acids.
AUGAGUUCUCUCCCUCAAACUAGCUCGUCUAAUUUCUUAUCUAUUCCGCUGGCUAAUGAUAUCACCACUUCCACCACCACUAAUAAAAGAUCUCAUAGACAUAGAAGGUCAGCUGCCAUAUCAGGAGACUUUGAUGUCUUAGGAAAUGGAUUAUUCGCUAUGCCUCCCAUCCAACCUCCUCAAUCUUCAAUUCCAAAAUCAGAAUUUAUAGAUAAUGUUUAUCAAUUUAAUAAUGAUGAAGAUUUCGAACCCAUUAAAAGACCUUUACCAUCAUCAACUACUAUCCCAUCUUCUUCAUCCCCUUCUAGUGAUUCAUUCUCAUUCCCAGCUACAAGAACCCCAGACUUGGAUUCGUCAUCAAAUAGUUUCACCAGAAAUAUCCCCUUUUCUCCAAAACGUUAUCAACAUCCUGGUAUGCAUUAUGGUUCUCCUUCUCAACAUCAUCAUCCUCAUAUGUCUCCAGGAAGUUUGAAUUCUCCUAUAAGAUUAUCCUUAGCAAAUCAUAAAAGAGCUUAUUCAUCCAACAAUUCAUUAAGACCUAUGAAAUUAGCUGAAGAAGAAGUUUUAUCAUCAUCAUCAGAUAUACCAGAUCCAAUCAUUGAUUUAGAUGAAAUAUUAACGGCUAAUUUACAUAUUGGUGGAGGUUCAGGUUCAAAUACAAAUCUUAAUAAUACCCUUCAUAAACGUACUGGACUGGCUCCAGCCGAAUGUGUAUUUGAUGAUCAUGAAUUUUUAGCUUCUCCAUUCUUAAAACAAACUCCCCUUAUUUCAAGUCCAUUCUUUACCACCACUGUUGGAUCUCCUUUGGCAACUGCUACAAGUAGUAGUGUUUUAAUUAAUCAACCUAUCCACGAAAAACCAAACGAUGAUGAUGAUGAUGAUGAUGAUGAUAGUAAUAGUAGUGAUAAUGCUGAUAUUGAAAGAGUGGUUGAUGAAGAUAAUCAUAUUGAUUUCUUAUCAUUAGAAAAUCAAACUAGUAAUAAUAGUAGUACUACUGAAUUUCCCAAUCCUCCUAAUAGUUUAUAUAUUACUUUAUCAGCUAAUUCAUCAUCAUCAAGUAUUAGACAAAAUUUAAUGGAAAAGACCUUAUCUAAUUCUUCCAAAGAAUCAAUUGGUAAUUCCAUACCUCCAAAUAAUAAUAAUAAUAAUACCACAACUACAUCAUCUACAACGAAUGGUCAGAAUAAAAGAUCAGGAGCAAAAGCUACAAGAUAUCAAAUUUUCUAUGAUCAAUCAAAUAGAAUAUCAAAUGCAUUAAAGAUAUCUUCAUCUGAAAGUGUAAACAUUAUCAGAUCCAAUAGUCAAAACAAAGACAUCAACAGUAUCAACAGUAUCAAUAAUAAUAAUAAUAAUAAGCAUUUAUUAGGUCAUGCUUCAAGUUUCCCAAGUCUUAAAUCAAAUGUUAAACGUUCAGUAAGUCUUAUGCCUCCACCCCCUCCAUUACCUUCUCAAUAUCGUAUUUCCAAUAAUAACGGUGUUCCAAAAAGAACUAUUUCACCUCCUAAUAGAAAUACUUUUGAAUCUCAAAGUUCAAUAUCACCUUCUAAUUCAAUUAAAAAGAUAAAUUCUAAUCCUAUUGUUGUAACUGAAGAACAACCUCAACCACCAUCAGAACCACAACAACCACAACCACAACCACAAUCACAUAAUCUAGGUCAAGAGAUUAUUAUUUCUAAAACUAGUACUUCGUCAACCAGUCCUAUAAGUAUUAGAUCUGUGGUUUCAUCUACGGUUAUUUCAAGUAGUGGGACUUUAUUAUCAACUGAUAAUUCUUCAUUACAUUCCAGUCAUAUACCUCAUAAAGAUGGUCUGACUCCAUCUAUUAUGGUUGGAUCUGAAACUUCAUCAUCAUCAUCAACUAAUUCCACUUAUAAACAAGAUGAUAAUUCUGGAAUAAUUAUAAAUGAUGAUACUACUAUGAUAAAUAAUUCUCAUAAUGAUGAUACAUUUAUUUUACCGGAUGAUAAUUCUACAAUUUUAAAAUCUCCAUCAUCAAGAGGUGGUGGUGGUGGAUCAACUCCUAAACAACCUUCACCCAGAAGACCAGUUACUUUAGGUGAAGAAAAGAUUUUAAGAUUAACUCAAAUUCCUACCUUUAAAGGACCUUCAUCAUCUAUCAGUUCUGCUCCUGUUUCACCACCUAUUACAAGCCCAACUAUUUCAUCACCAUCUCGUCCAACUACUAAAACUACUAUAUCAUCCGAAUCAAAACAAAGUAAACGAAGUAGUUUUUAUUCAAGAAUGAAACGAACUUCAAUGACUUUAUCAUUAAGUGAUUUUAGUGAUUUAUUACCUCCUCCACCUUCAUCUAAUUCUAAUACUAUGACAGGACCUUCAUCUCCAUCACCUCCUCGUCAACAUCAUAAAUCGAAAUCAUUAUCGUUAUCAUUUCAAGAAUUUGUUUCAUCAUCAUCAUCAUCUUCCAGACCUUCAUCAACUGCCAUUAUAUCAUCUUCAAGUGAAUCACUUAAUAUUGUCAAUUCACCAUCCAUGAGAAAGAGAGAAAGAAGAAAGAGUAAUAAAUUCAUGAGUUGGUUUAGAAAGAAGAGUGAUGUAGCUUGA